This is a messenger RNA of Rotaria sordida, 651 nucleotides long. Lineage: Eukaryota; Metazoa; Rotifera; Eurotatoria; Philodinida; Philodinidae. The record is from the annotation of a GenBank genome assembly.
AUGGCAUUUUUUCCAAUCGAUCACUAUCGAGGAUCCACCGAUCCCACAGAUCGUUACUUCGGCAAUCAAUUGCAUCUCUUCGAUCCCUGGUGUGACGUAGAUACGUUGUCAGCAGAAUCGGAUAAGGUACCUGUAUCGUUUCGCUGGGUUAAUCGACCACGACGUUUCACUCGCACAUCGAGCCUCGGUGAUCAAAAUCAACAUUACAAACAUUCCGGUCAAUCAGAGAAAUUUCAUGUGCAAUUGAAUGUGGCUGACUUCAAUCCAGAUUCGAUCAAGACACAUGUCGAAGGUCAAAAUGUAAUCGUCGAAGCUAAACAAGAAGAUCGACAGCCCAAUGGCGACUUUCACGUUCGAGAACUACGCAAAACCUACGAGUUGCCAGAACAUGCUAAUGCGCGUCACGUGGUCUCGUUCAUCACUCCGCAACACAUAUUGGUCAUUGAAGCACCGAUUCGAAAUCCUGAAAGAGAACGAGAACUGGCUGAAGUCGAGAGUAGCGAACAGAAUCUGGCUCAGUUCGGUAAACAUCUUGAUCCUCAGUUUGAUUAUGGUGCUUUUCUCGGUGGUCCCUUCAAACCACACAUUAUCGACAACAAUGAACAACAAUUUGAUCGUUCAAUCCGAAAACAAACCGAAGGAUCCGAAUAA